CUUGCAUCACUUUAUGUACUUUUCCAGUACUUAUUCAAUUGAGGACACGGUUGUCUAGCACACAUUAAAAGCGAAGAAACCGAUCCGGGACAUCGAAUUAUAAUCACAUCAUACGAAAGGCGUAUAGAAUCGCCAGCUUUCCAGCUUUCUCUUUUUUAACUCUUCCAACACCUACCAUCACUAACCUCGUCAACCUCACCAAACUCGGAGUCGACACCUAGGUAUCCUCGGCUUGUCUCUCUCCCACUCCGUCUCUCCCUUUCUACUAUUUGUCGAUACCCUUUUCCUCUACUUCCGUCUGACCACCGUAGCCCCCAACCUUUCUCUACUACACCUCCCACAUUGAUAUUUACAUCCACAUUCUUCGCGCAACCGUCGUCCGCAUUCUCGCCGUCUCGCGCAUAAACAGCUGGCCUGGGCGACAUAAAACCGCGAUCAACAAACAAUGGCCCAGAUCAGAGGUACAGCCGGCUACCACCUCGGUGGACCGAACCCCUUUGGCGGCCCCAAACCCGACGUCGCCGACCCGAGUCCUCUCGACGCGAUCAGGGAACAAACCAGUAAGAUCGAGGAUGUUUUGGAUACCAUCAGUGAACCCAUUAAGCCAUAUCUACCAGCAAUUGGGCGAUUCCUGAUUGUUGUCACAUUCCUCGAGGAUGCCCUGAGAAUUAUAACGCAAUGGAACGAUCAACUGGUAUACUUGAACUCAUAUAGGCACAUCCCCAGCGGCCUGACGCACCUCUUCCUCAUCGUAAACGUCCUGACAAUGUUCGCCUGCUCCACCAUGGUCAUCAUCCGAAAGCACUCCGACUACGCCGUCGCCGGUCUCAUGGGAGUCGUCGUUACCCAGGCCCUCGGAUACGGCUUGAUCUUCGACCUCAACUUCUUCCUCCGAAAUCUCUCCGUCAUCGGCGGGCUGAUCAUGGUGCUGUCGGACUCUUGGGUUAGGAAGACCAAGGCGUUCGCGGGCCUGCCCCAGCUCGACGAGAAGGACCGAAAGAUGUACUUCCAGUUGGCUGGUCGUGUUCUACUGAUCUUCCUGUUCAUCGGCUUCGUUUUCAGCGGAGAGUGGUCCGCCUGGCGAAUUGCUGUUUCUGUCAUUGGUUUGGUUGCUUGUAUCAUGGUCGUCGUUGGAUUCAAGGCCAAGUUCAGCGCCACGCUUUUGGUUGUCAUCCUAAGUAUCUUCAACGUUUUGGUCAACAACUUCUGGACUCUCCACGAACACCACCCUCACAAGGACUUCGCCAAAUAUGACUUCUUCCAGAUCUUGUCGAUCGUUGGUGGUCUUCUCCUGCUCGUUAACAGCGGCCCGGGCCAGUUCAGUAUCGACGAGAAGAAGAAGGUCUAUUAGGCGACCACAGAGUUCGCUCCCGACGAGAAACUCUGCCGAUGGCACUUCCGCAUCGCGAUCACACAUGAGCAUGAGCUUUAGUUAGGUUUGUCUUCCGCCGUGUGCCGAUGCCGAUUGGGGCAAAACACAUUUUUUUGUGGCGUAACGGGCGUAGAAGCGAGGGUUUUUAUUGAAGAAAAAAAGUUGAUUUUUUCAGCAAGCCGGAAAGACUUGGCUGAAAUUUGGGUGCGGCAACCCAUAUAUUGCUCUCACUUAAGCUCAUCAUGAGAGAGGGUCUUGGCUGCGAAAGGGGACAAAAAGAACUGGGGAAGUCUAUACAAAUUAAGGAAAUGACACUACUAGGAUUAUUGAUAUGUGUGCGUGCAUCUGCAUCUGUAAUGUGUAGGUUUAAGAAACCAUUGAUUCGAUGACUACCUACUUGACACUGCCCUACUAAUGGAAUUUCAUGCGCGCUUGAAAGUAUGGAUCGAUUGGGGCUUGUAUUAUAUUGAAAGAUAAAACGCCGCGAGGUAUCGAAGCAUAAUGGGAUUGUUAGAUUGGGUACUUGAUGAGUUUAAACGUGUCGCAGCUAUAGCUCGAGUAGCGCAACAUGGGGGUUUUAUUAUUAUUCUUGAAGUAUUGGUAGAUUCGCCGCGUAGCCCUUUUCCCCCUUUCCUGCGG
This is a messenger RNA of Annulohypoxylon truncatum, 2011 nucleotides long. RefSeq names its product SURF4-domain-containing protein. Gene Ontology annotation, biological process: Golgi organization. Lineage: Eukaryota; Fungi; Ascomycota; Sordariomycetes; Xylariales; Hypoxylaceae. The coding region runs from base 446 to 1351 and encodes 301 amino acids. The transcript has 4 exons. Gene Ontology annotation, cellular component: endoplasmic reticulum-Golgi intermediate compartment; endoplasmic reticulum; membrane. The record is from RefSeq and is a predicted model, not a curated record.